UGCAGUUUUCGGUAAAUUUACCGGAUGCGGAAGUGUCUCGAACCGGACGUAAACAACAGGUCUGUGUCGCAGAGAUGGUGUACGUGUCCAACGGUCAGGUUCUGGACAACAGGACCCAGUCACCGUGGCGAUUAUCCUUUUUCAGUGACUUGUUCUGGGGGGCUGUGGAGUUUAUCGGCCUGUUCUUUCAGACGCUGGUUCAGCCAGACCUGACGAAGGAUGGCAAAGCUGGCUCCGCCUCUCGCUUCACCGACGGGAGAGGACCCCCAGGGCCCCCGGGAGGCCGCAGGCGGAUGGGCAGGAUAAACCACGGAGGAGGAGGGCCCAGCGCCCCCCCCAUGGGAGGAGGAGGAUGAGGAAGGUAAACGCCUACACCUGCUGUGUAGGCGUGGGCUAGUGCACGGUGGCAGUCUCCGGCCAUGAGCCCGAUCAACGAUGUCAUCGUGCCAGACCCCCUCCUCAUUGGCUGCUUCUGCCUGUGGCAGACUCUUGACGCCACCCUGGGAAUUCCUCAGCGUAGGAACCGGGGAGGGCUGACACAGCAGCUUCCUGUUCCUGUCACACUCAAUGUCACUCUAGUCAUUCAUCAGGUUUUUCUUUUUUGUAUCCCCUGCUAAAUAAAGUGUAGUCGUUUUGAAAUGUCA
This is a messenger RNA of Hypomesus transpacificus, 644 nucleotides long. RefSeq names its product selenoprotein K (gene selenok). The transcript is spliced from 5 exons. Gene Ontology annotation, biological process: calcium ion transport; endoplasmic reticulum calcium ion homeostasis. The record is from RefSeq and is a predicted model, not a curated record. Lineage: Eukaryota; Metazoa; Chordata; Actinopteri; Osmeriformes; Osmeridae. Gene Ontology annotation, cellular component: Golgi apparatus; endoplasmic reticulum membrane.